CCGUUCGAAAAGCUGCUCGUAGUGAAACAAGUAAGAUUUGGUCAGCUGCCAUGUAAGAAUUAACCCGACGCGAGAAUUAGCUCGGCGUGUUUGAUGAAGAGCUUCAAAGAUUCUGAGUAGAUGCUCAAGUUUGGAUUAACCUCUAAACAGGGACCACAUUUGCAGACGAAGACAAAAAACUGACAUUUUACUCACGGUUGCAACAUUUUCACGUUAACGUGUCCACGGGUUGGUGUGUGGUAACGCGAGUGAACUCUGCCUUAGCCAACUAGAACAACCUGUUCUUCUGGGAUUUAACCAUGGACGCCGUCGUUAAAUUCACAAGCCAGAGCCAAGGAAGAGACCGUAUAUUCAGAGCGACCCAAUAUGCAUGUGCACUGUCGAAAUACCUACUUAAAGACAACCCCGAAAGAAAGGACCUUGUGGUGAGACUGAAAAGUCUGGAAUCCACGAUGAGCGCUGGACGAAAAUUGUUCCGGCUGGGAAACACAAUAAAUUCCAUUGAGGCUGCUAAGCGAACCAUGCAACUCACUGAUCGAGUGCUGUGCCUCUGCCUUACUGCAUCCAACAUGUCCCGUGCCCUCUACUUUGUCUGCGACAAUGCUCUCUGGGCCAGAAAUGUCGGCCUUAUCCGCAACAUGGACAAGGAACGCUGGAGCCUGAAUGCCUCUCGCUGCUAUUUUAUCUCACUCGUCACGAGUCUGACCCGAGACGUGUAUGUAAUCCUCCUGUUGAUGUCACAGAGAGCAAGAGAUAGACGCUUUAGACAGAAAAUGGACGCACAUCUCAAUGGGAAUCCUGAAGUAGCUGAUGUGGUCAUCCCUCAGCUGGAUGCUUUCCUCUUCCUGCUUCUGGAAAGCCUAAAAUCACAACCGGCCGUUGCUUUGGACACACUCAAGAAUAUAUGCGAUCUCUUCAUUCCCUUAGACAAGCUGGGGAUAUACCAGUCAAACGCAGGAGUGGUGGGAUUCUGUGGACUGAUUUCCUCUGUGAUUGGCAUUAUAACCCUCGCACAGCCAAAGUUGAAAAUCAAACCCUGAUAACGUAGGUGAAGAUAAACUUGAGCGACUAAGAGCAGAGAAUAAGAUCAAGCUUCAUAUCUCAGACGAUAUGUUCAGAGACAACACUAUUAAUGUUGAAGGUAGCAAAAACUGUAAGGCUUUCUUGAUAGUCUGUGUUUGCUUUUUUGGUACAGAAGUUUGAUAAGUGAGUACGACAUCCUCUUGAGAUUGACAGAAAAGUACUUGACAUUUAACAGACCAGUUUAGGUCUAAAGCACUGAUUUAAAGGGAACAUAUCCAUUUUCUACACAGUAUAUUUUUUACAUUUGUUAUAAUUUAAAGAGCCUGAGCAAAUCCUGUACGCAUUCCUGUGCAACCAUAUACAACACCAGCAGCUGUUGUACUUCAAAAUAAGGACUCCUGAGCUUUUAUACCCACCUUUCAUAAACCGAAGACCUUAAUGUGACUCCACUGUCUUUCCCUGCUGCCUGUUUUGUGAUAAAUGCUGCUAUAUGUUUUUACCUUUUUGAAUCAAGUGAUGAAAAAGCUGCUCCUCAGCCAAAAGUGCCUCAAGAUGGCAAUUCAGAUGUGAGAUUUCAGGGAUUAUCUCACCUGUGAUUUAGUUGUUUUUAUGCAUUGCACAUCAGAAGUAUGAGCUUUAACUGUCAGCAGGUUGUAAUGUAUGUGGACUGAAGGAAAAAGUGAAAAGAACUGAUGGUUCAUGAAAAACAAAUUGAACAAAUCAUGUUGAUACUUAAUUGAGAGGAGACACCCUUGAUAAGUUUACGAUUCAAUUCUUAAUAUAUUGUUUGAGAAAUGUAUUUCUUGUGGGUGCAGGGUUUUUGAGCAUGGAUGUGAGGAAACACUAGAAAACUUAAACUUCCUAUGUCCCUCAAAUAAUGUAAUACCUCAAAGCUGCAGGGACACAUCACUUUUAUAACCAUGUGUAGCUGUAGUGGUGUAAGAGGGCUGUUUUUUCACCAAGUUUAAUGUAGCUUGGAAUAAUUUAUAUCUGUGUUGUCAAAGCAAAGACAAAGUUUCUUGUAUAAAUAAAAGCCAAUAAUAACAGACUAA
Molecule: messenger RNA, 2075 nt
Organism: Notolabrus celidotus (New Zealand spotty)
Lineage: Eukaryota; Metazoa; Chordata; Actinopteri; Labriformes; Labridae
Gene: pex11a
Product: peroxisomal biogenesis factor 11 alpha
Exons: 3
Coding region: 300-1040 (246 amino acids)
Biological process (GO): regulation of peroxisome size; peroxisome fission
Cellular component (GO): peroxisomal membrane
Source: RefSeq, a predicted model, not a curated record